CAUGUUCAUUGAAAUUUAACAGGCAUCUGAAAUUUGUAUUUACCGUAUAGAAGUAAGUUUCUAAUAUCUUCUGUUUGAUGUUUAUGUAUGUGUAAUUGUCUAGAGAUGUUCUGAAGUGUGAGUUGGAUGUUGUUUGACCCUUUUAUGAUUAUAAAAUUACCAGUGUAAAAUAUCAAAGACUACAGCGUAGUGAUGUCAAGUCACUUGAACUGCUAAUCAGAUUUCAACUUGGUCAGUAGAAUUCGUUGUUUCCUAAUAGAUUAGAUCGAAAUAUGACUGAAUGAUCAAUCAACCGUAAAUAGGUGAUUUACAUAACAUUUUUGGCGAUAGAAAUACAUUAUUCAGGUAAAAUACUUUAGGUAUGGGCACACUUAUUUAUUCAUCCUUACUAACACUGGUCUCUCAUUUAACGUGGUUUUUACUAUACUUUACUAUUAGUUAAGCAGUUUCUGUAGCGUUUUAACUGUUGUAUAGGUCAAUCGGAAUAAUUCUGUAUGAACUAUGCACCCAAAGAAGAGCAUUCACUGGAACUAAUUUAAUGCGUGUUAUGUGGCAGGUGAUAAAUGAUCCUUGUCCUCAGCUACCGGAAAUUUAUUCAAAAGAAUUGCAAGAGGUUUUAGAACUGUACGUAGAAUUAAUGAGAAUUUUAUCCUAAUCAAAUGCUCUAUUCGAUAUACUUAUUUUAGUGUGUAUGCUAUGAUAUUUUUAUUCGUAAACGUCUCAACAAAUUUCCACUUCCUUUGACUAGUAGUAGUAAGUGCUAGUAGUUAAACACUAGCAACGAUAAACUAACUUCAUUUUUGAGUACUCGGCCAAUUUUAAAGUCAGAUGACUGAAAUAGUUAAGGUUAGUGUCACUGGUUGUCGCUGGGCUGAGACAGUGAGAAAACAUUUUUUGAUCAUAAAAUUAAUACUUUCACAAAGUCUCAAUGAGUAUAAUUAUUUAUUUUCCGUAGGAGCCACUCAUACUGAGUAACAAAAUAUCAGAGAAUUUAAUUUUUUACUCAUUGGGAUAUUGCAAAAAUGUUGUUAUUUUAUUACUAACAUUUUACUAAAUUCUUAGUUUAUUCGAAAGUAUCAAGUCAAACCUUGUUAAUGAUACCUACAAAUCUUUUGAUUGUGUUAUUCUUUAAGGAGUGUUGAACACAUUUGAUGACUGUUUUAGAAAAGAUUGAACUAAUGUUAAAGAAGACUCCCCAAGAACGACCAUCUGCUUCAGAACUUCUUCAAUCAAAUGCGGUUCACUCGUACUUACGUGAUUUAUACAAAGAAAUCAUAAUUCACAUGCAAAACGAAUUAUCUGAUGAAAAUCGAAAGGAUGGGAGCGAAUUUAAUCUACUUAUGUCGUUUGAAGAAUUUAUGAGUUUACCUGAUUCAGUUUUGCACAAACAACAGUCGAUUGAAAACGCUGAAAAGUUUUCAAUACAAUCAAAUGAAGAGAUUGAAGAGAAUGUAGAACAUUCAGAAGAUCAGUACUUAACGCCACGUCAAAAAAUCAAAUUAAAUAAAGCAACUGAAUCAGAUAGAACUACCGCAGUCUUAAGAGAUUUAGCAGAACAGCUUACAUAUACUCGGAAUAGUUUAAAUUCUACAAAGGAAAUACAACUGGUCACCUGGCAGAAAGGAUAUCCAUCAUUGAAUCAUAUAUGGCCUACUAUUCAAAUGCCUACAGAGAAACUUCUAAAUGAAUUAAAAAACCUUUAUUUAGAAAAAAUAAACAAUGAAACAAGCUUGAUGGAUGAACUAGAUGAUGAUUUGGAAAAUGAAGACAAUAAAAAAUUGCCAGGUAAAGGUCCAGGUGCUGAAGAUGAAAGUCUUGGAACAUUUAAUUUUUCAAAUUCUACAAAACAUAGAAAUGAAGAAAUCGAAGAUUUAACCAACAAUAUGAGUUUUACUGAAAUAAAAUUUUUUUAUCCUUCACCUAGAUUAACAAGUCCAAUUUAUGAUUAUGUCACAAUGGAUGAAUUUAAAAAACAAGUUGAUAUUGAUGAUAACCCUAAUAUUAUUAAAAAGAGUAAUAAUAAUCAAGAAGCUUUGUUUAUACGUCGGCAAUUUACGUUUCCAGCAAUGUUAAAUCAAAAUUAUACACAAUCAGCAAGACAACUGAGUGAUAUUAAUAGUUCCAAAUUGAAAUGUAAUAGUGUAUUUACUGACGAUACCCAACUAAUGGAAACUUAUUACACAAAUUAUGAUAAUGAACUGUUAAAUUAUACAAACAAUUUCAAUAAGGAGGAUUUAAAAGAAUUAAUAGAAAAUGAAAAUAUUCUUCAAAAUGAUCUGGAAGAUAUAGAAAAUCAAGAUAAUGUAGAUUCAACUGAAACAUUGAACGAUGUACUUGUCUGCAUGAAAGCAGCUUUGUGUCACCCUGAAGACAGUAAUACAAUAGUCUUGGAUGAUGAAGCUAAGACCAUAUUUGGUCCAGAGGCCAAAGCCAAAAGAAUUGAUGCUUUAAAAAAGUCAGGUGCUAUAUUUAUUGUGAGUGGCUUAAUAACACCAUCCGGAAAACCAUUGAAACUGAGGAGCACUAGAUAGCUGUUUCAUCUUACUUUGGCGCUUCUCAGAAUUGCACCCCAUGGACCUCACACGGGAUGAAAUUCGGUUUAUCCGUGAUGAGAAAUAACUUCUAAACCAUCAUCCUAGUGAUGGCGAAGGUUAAGUUCAAAUAAUUUAUUCAUGUUACACUAACAAAUAAUCGAAAAUUGUUCAGUAAUAUCUAUAUUAAAAAUAUAUCCUUUCUAUUUCAGAUACUGCAUCGACAAACUUGGCGAAAAAGAAUUUCACAAUGCAUAUCACUAUCUUUAUCAAAAACGUAUUUUGGAAAAAAAUCAAUCUGGUGAACUAACAAUACUAAAUGGCUUAAAAUCUUAUUGUUCCGAUGUGACUACCGGGUUUCUACUUGAUCAUUUAUUAUUUCUUGAAAAUGAUACAGUAAAACAAACAAUAAAUAUUCAGUUAUCUGAAUCUGUUCAUCAAAUCUUAAACGAUAAUUUGUCAUUUUAUACGUAAGCUUAAUUACGUAAACAUAAGUAAUUCAUGGCUGUGAAUUUUAUUUCGAUCUCUGGUUUUUCUAAACGUAGACUAUAAUCCCCAUUAUUUGGAAAGUUUUCCGUUCUAUUCCUAAAAAUAACAGUUACUAUUGUUGUUUACUUUUUCAUAACCUAUUUUAUUUUAUGCUCAACAACUACUUGUCUUAUAGAUUUUAUGCCCUGAAAACAUUUCUCAUUUUGUAGUUUCUAUUCUAAUUUGAAAUAAUUCCAUCCAUGAAUAAAUAUACGGUUUUAGAAAUUACCAUUUAUUAACCUGUCAUUUUUUAUUGUUAC
This is a messenger RNA of Schistosoma margrebowiei, 3319 nucleotides long. The record is from the annotation of a GenBank genome assembly. Lineage: Eukaryota; Metazoa; Platyhelminthes; Trematoda; Strigeidida; Schistosomatidae.